AUGGGUUAGGCUUAGCCUGCUUAAAUGAAUUCUCAGCAAGAGGAAUAAUCUAAUGCAAAAUUAACUCAAUAUCCUGCAUAAAAAAAUGAAAAAAACGUUGAAAGUUAAGAAUUAAAUUCUAAUCAACCAAAUUAAUAUUAGUUUACCCAAAAUCUCAAUAGCCACUAAAAUGAUAAAGCAGAUUUAUAAAAUAUUGAUGAGGAAAUAUAGAGCGCUUAGGAUAUUGAAAAUAUUUGGUUGACUAGAACUUUUGGAAUAUUUACAAAUACCUAAUAGAUUUAUGGUAAGGAAGUCGAUUUUAUACCCAAGAAUUAAAUAUUGACAGUUGAUUUUUUAAUAGAACAAGUUUAUUACCAAUUUUUAACAUCCUCCUAGUUUACUGAAUAAGAAAAACUAGAUUUCCUUAUUAAAUCAUUGUCUUCUCUAUCUAAUUCCUAAGUUACAAAUGAAAUAGUGAAUUUGGCUGAAGGCAAAAUCAAAAAAGAAAGAUAUUUUGACCUCUUAAAUCAUAUUUAAGGUCAACUACUUACUUGUACAUUAUAUCCUGACGCUUUUGAGUGGUAAAACAUUGAUGAAGACCCUAAUGUCUUUGAGGAUGCUAAAAACUUUAGAGCCAACAUUAUCUUUAAUGAAAUAUUCUGCUCAAAUAAUUUUGGCAUAUCCUAAAAUACACUUAUAAACUUAUUAGAUUAUUUAGAAACAUAAGCGAGUGAAGAUGAUUCAUUUAAAUUUUUAGAACUUAUGUUGAAGAGAGAACUCAAAUUAUAUACGCGGUUAGCUUUUGACGAUAUUCGAUUAUAAUAGCAUUCACUUGCUCUAUUGCAUAUUUUGGCAUAAUACAAAAAGCUGAUGGAGAAACUAUUAUCAAACAGCUGGGCGUAUUGCAAUUUCGAUUUGAUUAAUACUGGAAUUAAUUUUUAAUAAAGAAGCUUAGUUGGGAUUUUGUUAUCCUUAAGCUCCUUUCCAACAGAUGGACAUCUAUGGAAAAGCCAUUUCUCGGAUGAUAGGAAAUAGAUGAUGGAGCAAAUGAGUAGUUUGAGAACAAGAAUGUUUACAAUCAUAGAUGAUUUAUGCAUGCUAUUUGAAAAGAUUUUGAAUUCAAACGAAAUACUUAGAUAUAAAUUUUUUGAAUUUUUAUCUAAUAUCAUUAAAUUGAAUUUAAAUUUAGAAAAAUAAUUGAACAUUUAGUUGUAAAAAUUGUCAUCAAGUCCAGGAUUAGUGAAUCAUUUAUUUUAUAUUCUUACCUAUCUAUUCAACAAAUUUGCAGAUUCAUAAACUACAAUUAACUUGUUCAUAAAGAAAAUCGAUUUAAAUUUAUUAAGUUAUUGUAAGAAACAUCCUCUCUUUUAACCUUUGUAUUAGAAUGUUGACUUGUUGGCUUCAGAAUUAACACCAUUUGUUGAACCUAAAGAGUUUAAAACUAUUAUCGAUCCAAUGACAGCUUUAUAUCUAUUGACUUAAAGAUUAAGUCAUAUUGUGGCUACCUGUUUACAAUAAUUUUACAUCUCAACAAUUAUGAGAGAGAUGAAAGAUUUACCGCAAGAGGCCUUUUAAACUUAAGUGUUUGAUAUACUGUUAAAAAGGAAAAUCUCUUUCGACCUAUAAAUUUUACACCCUAAGGGUAUAAAAUACAUCACUCAAUUUUUAAGUUUUGCUAAUUAAUUAGCUUUAAGUCUAAUAGAUACAGAUCUAAAACCUAUUUAUCCUUAUGGAUUAUUGUCGGCCACCUUUUUAAUUGAUACCUAAACAUUUGUAUCAAUUUAUGCUUAUAACGAUGAAAUUAUAAACUAUGUCAUAGAAUUACAAAAAUGUUGUGAGUUUGCAGCAAUAUCAAUGAACAAAAAAUUACUUCCAAAUCCUCACUUAAGAAUAAGAUCGAUAAAUAUAUUUUAAAUCAUUGAUGAGACAAAAGGUUCAUUUUUGUAAAAGUAUACACGGUAAAAUUGGAGGCAAUCUUAAGAACUUAAUAUUUUGUUUGACUCCAAAUUCCUUAGAACAUGCCUGGUUGAUGGAUUAAUAUAAUCUUUUAUCGAUACAGAGAAAGUGGCAGAAGGAAAUCAAUAUUUCUAGAAGUUAAACAUUAGAGUUAAAAUUUGUUUAAUAAUAAGAUACCUCCUUUAAGUACAUAAAAGUUUAUAUCAAGAGAGUUUGUUUCACGGAUUUAAGAAUGAUUAAGAACAGUAAUUGCACUUUUCUAAUUACUUUUUGAACGACUUCAUAUAUGUAAUAGAGGAAUGCUUAUUAUCCUUAAAAAAUAUAAAGAAAUUAUAAGUUGAAUAACAGUCCUUUUUCUAAAAUCAUCAACUUCAUAAGUUGCAAAAAGAACUAACUAUUAAAUCAUAAUUUUUUUAUGAAUAUUUACGAUCAUUAGAGGUGAUAACUUCUAUUUAACCUGAAAUAUUUUUGAUUGAUGAAAUUAGAGAAAAAUUAGCAAUUCAUUUAAAUUAUAUUUUAGAGCAAAUUAAUGGUAAAUCAUCUGAAGAUAUUGCUUAGAAUAUUGAUGUAUAAAAUUUCGAUAAAAUGUUUGUUGUUGAAAUUUUAAUAAAUGUCUACACUAAUUUGAGAAAAAACUAGUAGUUCAUUCUUGAAGUAGUUAAGGAUGAAAGAUCAUUUUCAGUUGAAUUAUUCAAGAAAACAUAAAAUGAAACAAAAUAAUACAUCAAUUAUGAAAAAUAUAGCUUAUAAUUUGAAGAAUUCAUAAACUAAGUUGAAGAAUUAAGUUAGAAAUAAAAAGUCCUUUUUUAAAAUUAGGAAGAUAUACCAGAAGAGUUCUUAGAUCCAUUAUGUUUUUCGUUCAUGAAUGAUCCAGUUAAACUUCCUCAUUCAAAUGUAAUUGUGGAUAGGCUCACCAUUAAAAAGCAUCUUCUGAAUAAUUCAAUUGAUCCUUUUGAUAGGAGUCCAUUAACUUUGGAUAUGGUGAUUGAGUAGAAAGAAUUAAAGCAGAAGAUAGAUGAAUACAUUGCAAAAAAUCUAGAAAAAUUAAUAAACAAAUAGACUUUAAACUAAGAAUAGAAAUGA
This is a messenger RNA of Paramecium tetraurelia, 3018 nucleotides long. RefSeq lists its product as uncharacterized. Gene Ontology annotation, cellular component: nucleus; ubiquitin ligase complex; cytoplasm. Gene Ontology annotation, molecular function: ubiquitin-ubiquitin ligase activity. NCBI's taxonomy places the organism in Eukaryota, Ciliophora, Oligohymenophorea, Peniculida, Parameciidae. The record is from RefSeq and is a predicted model, not a curated record. Gene Ontology annotation, biological process: protein polyubiquitination. The transcript has 3 exons.